Molecule: messenger RNA, 510 nt
Organism: Ipomoea nil (Japanese morning glory)
Lineage: Eukaryota; Viridiplantae; Streptophyta; Magnoliopsida; Solanales; Convolvulaceae
Product: metalloendoproteinase 1-like
Exons: 2
Coding region: 1-510 (169 amino acids)
Biological process (GO): proteolysis; extracellular matrix organization; collagen catabolic process
Cellular component (GO): extracellular matrix
Molecular function (GO): zinc ion binding; metalloendopeptidase activity
Source: RefSeq, a predicted model, not a curated record
AUGCAGCGUCCCUCAGGGAUAAUCCGCCGCCGCCGGCUCGGAUCCUUUCACGCCGUUUCGCGUUACGUUUUCUUCGACGGCCAGCUGAGGUGGCCGGACAGAAAGAACCACCUGACAUAUGGAUUCACACCCGGCACGCCGCCGCAGUUCUUCCCCCAGGUGGCAAUGGCGUUCGCGGAAUGGACCGCCAAGAGCCAUUUCUCGUUCUCGGAAACCGAGUACGUAAAGGCAGAUCUAAAGAUUGCUUUGAUGGUCGGCGAGCACGGCGAUGGGUACCCGUUUGACGGCCCCUUCGGAGUCCUGGCCCACGCUACAGCACCCACCGGCGGCACGUUUCACAUCGAUGCUGACGAGGCUUGGUCCGCAAAUCCUUUGCCGGACCAGAUGGAUAUCCAGUCCGUGGCGUUGCAUGAAAUCGGACACCUCCUCGGACUUGCUCAUAGUAACGUACCCGAAUCUGUCAUGUGGCCAUCUAUUAAAGUUGGUGUCAAGCACAGAAAGACUGAUUGA